ACGCGCUCGAAUGUUUUUUUGUUGGGUCGGUUGGACAAAAAAAGUGCCGAGAAAACCUGGGAGAGGAGCCAAAUUUUCCCAGAUGUAACUGAAAACAGCCAUAUGGUGGAAGCGUCCUUUAACGGGAACUUGAGCCAGAAAGACAUUUUUAUCUCCAAGGUGCAUGCCAGACAGAUUUUAGGCACAGAGGGAGCCGAGCUUGACACACUAUGCGACUGCUAUCCUGAGCCGUAGUCCUUAUCCACAGGAAUCUAGAAACACUGUGGGGAGAGAAAAUACUGUACAAAGCGCAGAAACACUAUUUCAUAUCUGUUUAAUUGGAAGAAGGGAAAGAUUUCAACUUUUUGUGUUUGAGUACUUAUCUCUGAUAGCUGCUUUGAGCUGGUACGCUACACAUUCACACAUUUAAGGAAGCUGUACUUCUGUGUCACUCAGUAAUCCACUACAUUUUAAACACUAUCAGAAAGACACUCGUAGACACAGAACGAGACCUGUUGCAGAUCCUCUUUCACAUGCCUGGUGGCAGCCGACCACUUUGCUCCAAUGGAGAAUCGCAGCAGCAAAAGAACAAAUUGUAGAGGCCGCCGUUACCUCAGCAUCACCUGGGAGAUAGCCUAGCCUAGCCUAGCUUAGCUCAGCUCAGCUCAGGUCAGCACAGCCCCGCCAGCUCGUCCUUGACUCCUCCUCAACCCCAUCCUUCUCCUCCUGCGUCCCACGCAACGCCCCCCUCUUCCCUCUCUGCUUUUUUCCAAGUGAGUUGCCAUGGCAUCGGUGCGCUUCACGGUGACGCCCACUAAGGCGGAGGACCUCCCGGGGCUGUCCGACACGUCGCCUGACAUCAGCUCCCGCUCCGGUGCCCGCGUGCGCUUCGGCUCCAGGGAAAGCGUCAAUCGAAGUGACCCACUCAGUGAUGCGUCUGGUGGUUGGACGACGACUGCGGGAGGGGCGGAAACGCCGGACCACAGCAAUGUGGAUCAAGGUGACGGAAAUUCCAAAAUCUCCAGUGUGUACAUCAACAACACUCACGGGGUGGACGACGAUGACUUCUACGACAGAAACUUGGCCUUAUUUGAGGAGGAGAUGGACACUCGGCCGAAGGUGUCCUCUCUGCUUAAUCGCCUGGCCAACUACACCAACCUGACGCAGGGGGCCAAGGAACAUGAAGAGGCUGAAAGCAUCGGCGAGAAGAAGAAACCUGGCAAGUCGCCACAGAUGGGGACGUUUAUGGGAGUCUACCUGCCCUGCCUGCAGAACAUCUUUGGCGUCAUCUUGUUCCUGAGGUUGACCUGGGUGGUGGGAACUGCUGGGGUGCUGCAGGGCCUCUGUAUUGUCUUCAUAUGCUGCUGCUGUACUUUGUUGACGGCAAUAUCGAUGAGUGCAAUCGCCACUAAUGGAGUUGUACCAGCGGGAGGCGCCUACUUCAUGAUCAGUCGCUCUCUGGGUCCGGAGUUUGGGGGGGCGGUGGGCCUGUGUUUCUACUUGGGCACCACCUUCGCCGGAGCCAUGUACAUCCUGGGAGCCAUCGAGAUCCUUCUGAUGUACAUAGCACCUAAGGCAGCCAUUUUCGAGUCCAAGCACCCUGAAGGCGAAGGCGCAGCCAUGUUGAACAACAUGCGGGUCUACGGCUCCAUCUGUCUCCUCCUGAUGUCCCUGCUGGUCUUUGUGGGCGUGAAGUACGUCAACAAACUGGCCUCCAUCUUCUUGGCCUGCGUCAUCGUCUCCAUCAUCUCCAUCUACGUCGGAGCGCUGGUCUCCGCCUUCAAACCGCCACAUUUCCCUGUGUGCAUGCUGGGAAACAGAACGAUCAGCGGCCAUGAAAUUGAUGACAACCAGUGUGCGAAAACCGUCCUGCUGCAGAUCAAAGAGCCAGUGGAGAGAGCUGACGAGAACUUCACAACUGUUAGUGAAAACAGCACUGUGGGUCCGACUGUGGGUCCGACCUUUGACCCCAGCCCUGCUCCUGAUCUGGUGGAGAAGACCACAUAUCUCUGGAAGCAUUUUUGCCAGGGCCCUGAACUCAACGCUACCUGUGACGAUUACUUCAACUCCAACAAUUUUACCGAGAUCGAAGGGAUCCCCGGAAUGGCUAGUGGGAUCAUUUCAGAGAACCUGUGGAGCUCGUACCCCAGCAAAGGGGACGUGGUGGAGAAAAGCUCCCUCAGCUCCUCUCAUGAUGCACAUCCGGCCACCACUCAGCGGCCUUACGUGUUUGCUGACAUCACCACCUCCUUCACACUGCUGGUGGGCAUCUUCUUCCCCUCUGUCACAGGAAUCAUGGCUGGUUCCAACCGGUCGGGGGAUCUGAAAGAUGCCCAGCGCUCCAUCCCCAUCGGCACCAUUCUCGCCAUCCUCACCACCUCCAUCGUCUAUCUGACUAGCGUUAUCUUGUUCGGAGCCUGCAUCGACGGGGUGGUCCUCAGAGACAAGUUUGGAGACUCAGUUAAAGGGAACCUGGUGGUGGGGACUCUGGCGUGGCCGACCCCUUGGGUCAUUGUGAUUGGCUCUUUCUUCUCAACAUGUGGCGCAGGCCUCCAGUCGCUAACAGGCGCUCCCCGACUCCUGCAAGCCAUCGCCAAGGACAACAUCAUCCCCUUCCUUCGGGUGUUUGGCCAUGGGAAGGCUAAUGGGGAGCCCACCUGGGCCCUGCUGCUGACCUCCCUGAUAGCUGAGCUGGGGAUUCUCAUUGCCUCCCUGGACCUGGUGGCUCCCAUCCUUACAAUGUUCUUCCUGAUGUGCUAUCUGUUUGUGAACCUGGCCUGUGGUCUCCAGACCCUCCUGAGGACGCCCAACUGGAGGCCGCGUUUUUCCUAUUACCACUGGACUUUGUCGUUUUUGGGGAUGACUAUCUGCCUGGCGCUCAUGUUCAUAUCCUCCUGGUACUACGCAAUCGUUGCCAUGGUGAUCGCCGGCAUGAUCUACAAGUACAUAGAGUACCACGGAGCAGAGAAAGAAUGGGGGGAUGGGAUCCGCGGUCUCUCGCUCAGUGCUGCCCGAUAUGCCCUCCUGAGGUUGGAAGAGGGACCACCGCACACCAAGAACUGGAGGCCCCAGGUGUUGGUCUUACUCAAACUGGACGAGGACGCCCAUGUCAAAUCUCCUCGCCUGCUGACGUUUGCCAGCCAGCUGAAGGCGGGAAAGGGCCUGACCAUCGUUGGCACGGUCGUCUCCGGCAACUUCCUACAAAGCUACGGCGAGGCCCUCGCUGCCGAACAGACUCUGAAGCAUCUGAUGGAUAAGGAGCGCGUGAAGGGCUUCUGUCAGUGUAUCGUGGCUCAGAAGCCGCGCGAAGGUAUCAGCCACAUGAUCCAGUCCAGCGGCCUGGGAGGAAUGAGGCCCAACACGGUGGUGAUGGGCUGGCCUCAUGCCUGGAGGCAGAGCGAGGACCCACAGUCCUGGAAGACCUUCAUCAACACAGUGCGGGUGACCACGGCAGCCCACUUGGCCCUGCUGGUCCCCAAAAACAUCUCUCUGUUCCCCAGCAACAGCGAGCCCUGCACAGAGGGCUACAUUGACGUCUGGUGGAUUGUCCAUGAUGGGGGGAUGCUGAUGCUGCUGCCCUUCCUGCUGCGCCAACACAAGGUGUGGCGCAAGUGUGGCAUGCGAAUCUUCACAGUGGCCCAGAUGGAGGAUAACUCCAUCCAGAUGAAAAAGGAUCUGGCAACCUUCCUUUAUCACCUGCGCAUUGAGGCUGAGGUGGAAGUCGUCGAGAUGCAUGACAGCGACAUCAGUGCAUACACCUAUGAAAGGACCCUGAUGAUGGAGCAGAGGUCUCAGAUGCUCAGACAGAUGCGACUGUCUAAAUCAGACCGGGAAAAAGAGGGAAGUCCUGGUAGCAGCAGCAGUAGGCCAAAAGCAGGUGGAGCUACAAGGUCUCAGCGGGUGCGCUGGAGUUUUGAUGAUGUAAGUUCACUGGGUAGUAGAGCAUCAGCUGUAUUUAACGAUAUAGAGCAGUUUAGACGUAGUGACCAUCGGAUACUUUGUUAAACCCAGUUCAGACCAGAGAUUCGGGAUGAGUUAAAUCGAAACUUUCAACUGCUUCUGGCCCGCCGACUAAUUCUCCUGAAGUGGAAGGACAGGGCUCCACCCUCACAUGCUUGUUGGGUCAGAGAGGUGACGGCUCACCUAGAAGAGCUGAGAUAUAGUAUAGAUAGUCAAGGCGUGGCAGCCCUUUCUGGACUACUUAAACAACCUUCCAUGUGCCAGGUUGACUGAAUAAGGCCUUCAACCCCACCCCCGCCCCUUGAGCAGUUAGUUUGUUGAUCUUAUCUGAGUAAAGUUUAAGGCUUUAGUCACACAGACUAGGGAUGGGCAUGAGCACUCAAGUACUCUAUUUGUAUGCCAGCAUUCAUUUAAUGUAUAGCGUAAUCACUGUCCGACCUCCCACAUGUUUAUCAUGAGACUACUGCAGGAGUAUGAGCUCCACACUGGGGAACAAUUGAUGAGAGUCUGCCUGCUCACAAACACACACACAAACAGUGACAGGGCUAACUGUUAACAUCAUAUGGCUAACAUUACCUACUGAGGCGAGUUGUUUCAAUGUCGGUUAGUUUGUUGGGACUGUCAAACGGCUCGGUGCUGGAUGUUAGCCACUGCUGCUGUGUUAGCUCAUGCUAAAUGGGCAGACGUUGAACUGACCAGGAGGACAGCGGCUCAGGACUCCUGAGAGCCUGGAGCCAUAAUAACACUCUUUGUAUUUGUUUUGAUUCUUGUUUAAACAGUGGUGACUUUGUGUCAAUAGAUGCAGUGUUGUUGUUUGUACAUGGGAUGAGCAGCAGGUGUGUGCCAGGGGAGGCAAACAGUUUUUUGAAUACGUUAAGUGUGGCAGCAUAAAGAGUUUGUAGUGUGGAAAGUGGAAUUAAUGGAAACUCUACAACUUGUUUUCCGUUGUACAUCGUAGUUUUGUUUUUUUUGGGUUUUUUUUUUGAGUACUCGAAUACUCUAUAAUAAUUUAACGCAAGCUUUAAUGUGAGUGCUCAAAUAGAAGUUACUUAAAAUGCCCAUCCCUUAUACAGACAUGGCUGUUCCUCAGACAAACUGAUGAUGUGAUCGUCUCUUUCCUCCAUCCAAAACUCUGCCAUUUCACCCAGCUGACAGUUUGUAACUGACUCGACCAGGAGACUUUGCCACAAGCUGUUGGGCUAUUGACAACAGGUGACUUGCGUUUCGUUCUAAAACCAGCCACUCGGUGACAACAUCAGCCAACUGGAGUCGAACUGAGACGCACCAGUUCACACAACUUUUUCUUUGCGACGUUCUGACACUGAUUCAUCUCAUCAUGAAUUUUUGGUCUGAACUGGGCUUUAAAGCAAAGAAGUUUCCUCGAUCACAUGGUUUUAGAUCAGUGAAUACCUCUGAAUCCUUCAGAAGAAGCGCCAUAGUGAAUGAGAAGUGUCUUUAAGCAGCGUCUUGCUUAAAGACACUUUCUGCUGCUUGACAGCUGUACUGUAGUUGACCCUGACCUGUGACCUCUUUGGUGAAAAAGGGGCGAACUAAAUGAGAAUGAAGUACUCAUCUCAUCUGAAAUUUUCAGUUCUUUAUAACAUUCUUUAUCUGAAGGAUUCAAUGAAGAAUUCGUCAAAUAAUGAAGUUAAUAAAUGCAGAUCUGGGUCAAAUGUACUUCUUGUUACUUAACAAACUUUGUGUCUCUUGGCCGACUUGAAAAAAGAGUAAUGCCUCUCCUUUCAUUUCACCUCACCUCUACUCUUUUAAUCACUCCCUUCUGAGUUUAAGUUGUCAUUUGACUCAGGUCUUUUCAGGAACACUAAUGUUGUUGUCCCCGUAGUCAUCCUCCAGUGCUUCUGCUAGAGUAGACGCAGCCUGUCUUCUGUAUUAGUGAGUUAGGUGACCUUGUGUUGUCCGUAGGUGUAUCUUUCCCCCAGGUACUGGAGUACUGGAGUCAGCACCUCAAACACCUCCAAAGGAAACAAAGACAGACAGGUACAAAGAGAAAGACAGAGAGAGA
This is a messenger RNA of Epinephelus lanceolatus (giant grouper), 5962 nucleotides long. The record is from RefSeq and is a predicted model, not a curated record. Lineage: Eukaryota; Metazoa; Chordata; Actinopteri; Perciformes; Serranidae.